GACAGCUGAUAAGUGAUAAUAAUUCUGAAAAUAAAUAAAUAUACAAAUAUUUAUAAAUUAAUUAUUUAGUGGCUGGCUGCAUUAAUGGUAGAAAAUUGGCUAUAUUUUACAUAAAAUGCUAGGUGGUGUAAGAUUAAAAGUAUCAUUUACCCAUGAAAGAUCUUGUUUUGCAUACAUAAGUCCAAAAUAUAGCAGUAACAAUGAACAAUCACAAACUAUACAAGUAUUGUAUAAAGAGAAGCAGCUCUUACUCUGGGUGGUGUUCAACAGCAACACUCCGGAGGGUUACAUAUCCUGUAAUCCGUUACAUUGCAAGCUGCUGGGGUUGGACGAGGGUGCGGAGGUGUUUGUGUCUCCGUAUGGUGAUGUGAAAGUGCUGGACGAGUUGUAUAUUGAUACGGAUAGUUCGGAUGAUCAGGAAAUAUUGGAGCAUAAUGCUGAUGUCUUACAAUUAAGAAUACUAGACCAAGUGAGGCUUGUUGUAGCGAAUCAAAAAUCUGUUGUAUGGGUCUCAACAUCACUACCUAUUAUAUUUGUGCCUAAACAAACUGGCUUGCUUGUAAACCACAGCAGAAUUGUAGUCAAAAUAGAUGCCUUUAACACCUUCCAUGCCCGUAGAGACACCAUGGACACUUUGCCACAGGAAAAAAAGACAUUCACUAACAUAGGCAUAAUAAAUCAAGCUUUAUUAAAGCCAUAUCUCAAUGUACCAAAGAAACUAGUUUUAAGAGCACUACCGUUGGACAGUGAUGCAAAAAAUGUUAAGAAUUUAAUACAUCCAUACACAGUAUUUAUACAUGAAGACUUAAUUGGUGACUCCUACAAAGAAUGGACUGUUAUAUUAGCUACAAUGCAGAAUAUCCCUUCUAUAAUACAGAAUGAUAAUGAAAAUGAGGUGAAUUUAAUAGAUUUGUGUGUGGAAAUAGUUCCAAUUGAUAAUGUUGUGUUUCGAAGUCUUUCACAUGAAGUGUAUAACAGAAAUAUACCCACAGUAUUAAUUCCCAAGUCCUUAAACACUAUUAUAAAUAUAGAGAACGGAUCAAAGAUAAUUUUUACAAUUGUCGGUGAUUCAGCUGAACAACCAGACCAUAUAGAUAUAAUAACAUAUUCGGACCAACCACAGUCAGAAAUGGAAGUCAUAGAGCGAUUUAAGAAGUGUGUUGUAGAAAACACACAUUACGGCAAAAAGUUUUUAAUAAACGACGACAUGGUGAAACAAAAUACGCAUAUAUCGAGUGGGUUUUUGAAGUUUAAGUUAAAGCCAGAGAAGUUAAAGUAUACAAUGUUGAAUUCAGAGUCGUUCAGACAGUGUUCAGUGUCUGCUAAAUGUUUAAAAGAUACGGAUUUUGAAGCACCUAAAUUGGCCUUAACAACAUUGGAGUAUGAUGAUAGGAACUAUUGUAGGUCGAUAAAAUGUAUACAGGGUUUAGUGGAAAAAGUGCUAGAUCAUGUAUAUUUUGAAAUACAUAGAGAAGCGAGUUUUAAAGGUUCAUCGGAUAUUAAGAGUAAUGUUUUAGUUACUGGUCUCAACGGGCGCGGCAAAACGUCAAUAUGUCACAUGGUCCAAAAGGACCUGACUCUAUGGUCUCACAUACUCCACUGCAGAUCUCUAAAAGGCAGAAAGGAUAUACCAGAAGUGUUAGCGAAGGCUAUACUAAUGUGCCAGGAACAUAGUCCAGCGGUGUUGAUUUGUGAUGACGUGGAUGCGUUGGUACUGCCUGAUGUGGAGGGUGCUUCGCCCCAGGACAUUGCGUAUUAUCAACGUUUAGCAGUAACCAUCAAGCAAUUGCUCCAAUCGUGCACAGGCGUGUGUGUGCUAAUGACGUCACUUUCGAUGAAGUCACUCCACCCCGUGUUGAGAGAAUUUGGCGGGAAACCAUUGUUUACUGCGCAUUUUGAUAUACCUAUGUUGGAUCAAGAUGAAAGAUCCGAACUAUUCAAGCAUUUGCUCAACAACAAAAUACGGGAAGCGUUCACGAUAGAGGACGAUGACGUCAUCAAGAUGGCGAUGGACACGGCGGGAUCCAGUGUUCGAGAUAUUGUCGAUUAUUUGAAUAAGAAGAUAUUUAAAGCUGUUAAGAAAAAAACAUCUACCCCACGGCCACGACUCGUAGAAGAUAUAACGAAAGAUAGUGAGAAAGCGAAAGAUUUUGAUAUUUGGGGCCCUCUGGGGGGCAUGGAGGAUGUAAAGCAGCAGCUCACUGAGUGCUUGUUUUGGCCCAUUAUGUACCCAGCAUUAUUCCCCUCAGCACGUUGUGGGAUCCUCCUAUAUGGACCACCAGGUUCUGGUAAAUCCCACAUCGGUUCAUGUUUAGCUCGGUUACCGCACGCACUGCUCGCUGUGAAGGGACCAGAGUUACUGUCCAAGUAUAUAGGGCAGAGUGAAGCCGCAGUACGGGAUAUAUUCGAUAGGGCGGAUAUGCAACAUCCUUGUAUCCUAUUCUUCGAUGAAUUCGACAGUCUUGCACCUAGACGAGGUCACGACUCAACGGGAGUAACCGACCGCGUAGUGAAUCAACUCCUGGCCCGAUUGGACGGAGCGGAGGGCGGGUCGCGGGGCCCGGUGCUGGUGGCCACGUCGCGGCCCGACCUGCUCGACCCGGCGCUGCUGCGGCCCGGACGGAUUGAUCGACAUGUGUACUGCGCACUGCCGGAUGUGGACGGUCGUCACGAAGUACUAAAGACACUAUCACAAGAGGUGACCCUCAAUACUGACGUGGACUUACGGACCCUCGCUGAGAGGACGGAGGGCUUCUCGCCAGCUGACCUCAAGUCGUUGUUAGUCACAGCACAACUUGGAAGGCUUGAGAGCCAAUUGGUAAAUAGUGACAACGGAAGGAUGGAAUCCAUUGUCGUGUCUACAGAGGAUAUAGAGAGUGCGCUGGCUGAAACUAAGCCAUCUUUAUCACCAGAACAAAGGGCGUACUAUGAUGCCAUAUACAAGAGGUUCCGGGGCGAACCACUAUCUUUAGACCAGAAUGCAAUAGCGCAACAAAUGUUCAAGCAAAGAGUCACUCUAGCAUAAAAAAAAAACUUUUAAAACUUUUUCAUACCAUCCGAUACAUACAUAAAGUAUCCGAUACGAUGUCGUGUUCGAUUUAUCGGAUGGUGUAGAACGCUUCUAUUGACUGACUUUUUCGUGUUGUAAAAUUAUGUAGAUAACUAGAUAGCAAAUAUUCUGUCUCUUUUUGCUUUGACUGGUAUGAAAUAGCAAUAUUAUUGUGUAAUUUAUAUACAAAAAAUCAUCGCUUUAUGCAAUAAAAUAAUUUACCCUAUAAAUUUUCAUUAGAUAAAUAAAAUAAAAGAUAUUGUUUGAAUACCUUUCAUUGGUGCAAGUAACAAAAGCAAUAAACAUUGGACUAAACUUAUAACCAUUCCAUAUUUAAGUGAUGUUGUAAAAAUUUAU
Messenger RNA from Colias croceus (clouded yellow), 3406 nucleotides. RefSeq names its product peroxisome biogenesis factor 1 (gene Pex1). The record is from RefSeq and is a predicted model, not a curated record. Gene Ontology annotation, biological process: protein import into peroxisome matrix. The transcript has 13 exons. Gene Ontology annotation, molecular function: ATP hydrolysis activity; ATP binding. NCBI's taxonomy places the organism in Eukaryota, Metazoa, Arthropoda, Insecta, Lepidoptera, Pieridae. The coding region runs from base 116 to 3025 and encodes 969 amino acids. Gene Ontology annotation, cellular component: peroxisome; cytosol; peroxisomal membrane.